This is a messenger RNA of Verticillium dahliae VdLs.17, 1199 nucleotides long. Its product is annotated as cyclopentanol dehydrogenase. NCBI's taxonomy places the organism in Eukaryota, Fungi, Ascomycota, Sordariomycetes, Glomerellales, Plectosphaerellaceae. The coding region runs from base 1 to 876 and encodes 291 amino acids. Gene Ontology annotation, molecular function: oxidoreductase activity. The transcript is spliced from 3 exons. The record is from RefSeq and is a predicted model, not a curated record.
AUGGGUUCUGUUCCUGCCGAGAUUUCUCUGACCGGCAGCGGUCGCCUCCAGGGCAAGAAUGCCGUCAUCACCGGUGCUGCUGGUGGCAUCGGUCUUGAGACUAGCAUUCUCUUUGCUCGCGAGGGCGCCAAUGUUCUCAUGGCCGAUAUUUCUGCGCCUGCCCUCGAGAAGGCUAAGGCCAAGGUUCUCGCCCUGAUCCCAUCGGCCAAGGUCGACACAAAGCUGUGCGAUGUAUCUAAGGAGGACCAGGUUCAGGCCCUCGUGGAGGCUCUCGACCCCGCCGGCGGUCUCGACGUCAUCUUCAACAAUGCCGGCAUCAUGCACGCCCGCGACGACGAUGCCAUCUCGACGCCCGAGGAGAUCUGGGACCUCACUCACAACAUCAACGUCAAGGGCGUCUGGUACGGCUCCAAGCACGCCGUCCUCGCCCUGCGCCGCCACAAGAAGACCAAGGGCUCCAUCAUUAACACGGCCUCGGUCGUCGCUCUCGUCGGCGCCGCCACGCCCCAGCUCGCCUACACAGCCUCCAAGGGCGCCGUCCUCGCCCUGACGCGCGAGCUCGCCAUCGUCCACGCCCGCGAGGGCUUCCGCUUCAACUCGCUCUGCCCCGCGCCCCUCAACACCCCGCUGCUCCAGGACUGGCUCGGCGACGACCAGGCCAAGCGCCAGCGCCGCGAGAUUCACUUCCCCACCGGCCGCUUCGGCGAGGCCGUCGAGCAGGCCCAGGCCGUCCUCUUCCUCGCUAGCGACGAGGCUAGCUUUGUCAACGGCCACGACAUGGUCGUCGACGGCGGCAUGACCAAGGCCUACGUCACCCCCGAGGGCCCCGCCUCGGCGGCUCCCGUCAACUACGCGAGCCUCGCCUCGGGUCAGUAGGGCAUGUCCUUGUCGGGCGGGUUGAUACUCAAACCCCCUUGAUGGACGAAUUGGAUGAUGCAUGGCAAUUAAACGAAAUUGUAACGCAAGUUUGUGAUCAGAACGAAGGGAAGCACACAAUGAUUGUUUUGAAAAUGAGCGUGCUUCGGCGUUGGGAAUCGGGGUUGGCUGGCGUUGGCAAAGAGACGACGCGCGCGAUACAGGAUGGAGUCUCCGUCGUUCAGAGGGUAUACCUUGUGGGCUCUUUUCUGGCAUUAUUUCUUUAUGAUUUACUACAGCAUGACCGACAGACAAGACAGACUGAACAGUCGCUUUCACACCCA